Macrobrachium nipponense is the source of this 7881-nucleotide messenger RNA. RefSeq names its product trichohyalin-like. The record is from RefSeq and is a predicted model, not a curated record. Lineage: Eukaryota; Metazoa; Arthropoda; Malacostraca; Decapoda; Palaemonidae.
CAGUGCUUGUCGUCUGUCGAGAGUCGUCAUCAAAAUCUGGUGAUGUGGUUGUGUCUUCCUGAGCUGCUGCGAAAUAUUCGUGAAAUAUCGUGCGAAAUGUAGUCGCAGGACAUUUAUCAUGGUCGAACAACAUCGUAGUAACGCUUAGCGUAGAUUAGUUAUAUAUGUUUAAUAUGGAGCCGGAGAAGAAGAAAGAGAAUGGGAAAGAAAGCGAAAUUGAUGAGGUGAUGGUGAUGGUAGAAGUGGCAGGAGCUGACGAAGAUGAUGAUGAUGAUGAUGCCACGGGUCAAAGGCGGAGGAAGAAAAAGAACGGAGGUCAUCACCGACAUCGUCACCAAAAGAGCAUGUCAUCCGACCCUGGCAGUGACCUCAGGGAUGAUAAUUCGACGUCAUCAUCACAGAUGUUGGGCCUUCUAGACGAAUUCACCAAGAUUUACUCCGAUCGACUGCAACGGGUCGAACAGACAGCGAUGAAAACCACCGAUAAACAAUAUCUUGAGAGCAAAGUGUGUGUUCUGGAAUCCUGGGUGAGAGAUCUCGGGGAACAGAACGCCGUCUUGGUCGCCACUGUUGAGGAGUUGGAAAAGGAGGCAGCAGAUCGUGUUGCCCUCCUGGAAGACAGAUUGGCCAAGAUGGCCACCACUACCAGAGAAUCCUGCGUCUCCUUGAGAGAUCAUCAGCUCCAGGUGUCUAGUCUAGUAGCAGGUAAAAUGGGUUUGGAGAAGGAGGCUCAUAGUUUAGGAGAAAAACUCGUGAACUUAGAAAGGAGUAAUAUGCGCCUGAAAGAAGACAACAACAAUUUACAAGGAGACCUUACCAAUCUCGUGCAGUUGAUCACCAGAGCAAGGCUGACUGGACAAUGGGAAGCAGACGAUUUAACAUUUACAUGUGUCACUCCUGAACAGGUCUUUGGACCUGUUUUAUCAUCCUCCAGAAGAUCAUCACAGUCCUUGAAAGACAGUCAAAGAGACUACAUCCACCAAAUGUUGGAAGAUCACAUAAAGAAGGACAACUCUUCAAUCAGGAGCUCUCUAUCUAAUAUUCAUGAUGCUGACAGCAGUAUAUAUGGUAGCCGAGGGUCUGAGAAAGAUGUCCUGAUCAUGAAAUUAAAAGCUGACUUAAGAUGCUCACAAACUGCACAUGAAGAAAUCAACUGCCAACUUGUAGAAAGAGAUAAACAAAUUGCUGAUUUACAGGCGCACCUCACAGAAAUUCAUCAUGAACUUGCUGAAUCCCAGGCAGAAGUUGGUCGUCUUAGUCAUAACCUUCAAGAACUUCGUCAUCAGAGUAAACAUGAAAGUAUUGAGGUUACUCGAAAGGAAGAAGUGCUCCGUCAUAUCCUCUGUAAAGCAUCUAAGAAAGAUUCUCUACGAGGAUCUUUUUCAUCCCUCUGUGAUAUGGACUCCACAGUAAUGGGGGACAACAAUGUAGAGGCACAAUUGAGUGAAAACAUAGACAUCUUAGCAAGCCGGUUGGCAGAGUUGGAAGAUGAAUGUCAGCAGUUACGUGAUCAGCAUUCUGCCCUUCAAGAUACACAUUCACUUUGUGCUCCAACCAUUAACAUGUUGCAAGAUCAGCUCUCAAGGUCCCAGCAGAUGCAAGUGGAGCUGCGCACAGUGUUAACAUCUGAAGUCGCUGAACGUCAUGACCAAAUUGUGACGUUGAAAGAUCAGGUGAAAGAGCUGGAGCAAACUCAACAUGAAACGAAGAUGCAGCUUCAACUCAGAAAUGAAGUUAUUAAAGAUCUAAGGAGGGAGAUUAGAGAGCUGAAAGAGAAAGUGUCCUCAUUAAGUCCUAAGACUACAUUAACAACAGUGAAAGAAGAUCUAGGAAAGUCUAAAAAGGAAUCAAAGCCUGAAGGGACACAAACAUGUCAAGUUGACAGCAUUGAUAAAGGAGCAAUGACUGAGCAGUCUACUGCAUCACCACCAAAUGGAUACUACUCUAAUUCACAGCUGUUAGCACAAGUCUCUAAAUUGCAGAAUGAGCUUGCGGAAAAGAGUGUCCUCCUCCGUGAGCUGCAGAGUCAUCUGUCAGCUUCACGACAAGAGGUGAAGCUGAAGGAUGAAACGUUGUAUAAGUUAGAACAGAAGCUCAAUGCCACUAGACGAGAAGAUAGCCAAAAAGGAGAACGAAUGCAGUACCUUACUGGCCAGCUGACUAGCCUGCAGUUAGAAGUCGGUCGAACUCAUGGUCAGGCUGAGCACCUUCGUAGACAGCUUGAGAACAAAAAUGAAAUGCUUCAAAAGAUGGAAGAUGAAAAUUCUUCACUGACAAAGAUCCUCAAUGAAAAGUCAGUAACGCUGGAGAAGUACCAAAGUGAUAUUCUUAGGGUCACCAGUGAUCUUGACAGAAAGAAGAAAGAGGUAGCAGACCAGCGUCUGACAAUCAACACAUUGCAGGAUGCUCUUGUUACAAGUAAAAGAACUUGCGAUGAGCUACGUAUGCGUCUGGAGAGCGAUGGAUUUGAUCUCUGUGCUGAUAUAUAUAAGCUUCAAGAGGAGGUUAAUUCCAGGGAGGGUGAAACAGAGAGACUGGAGCGAGAUCUAAAGGCAGCCCAAAGUCUCCACCACCAAGCAUUCACGCAACUGGUGGAGAGCGACGCGCGAGGAGAAGUCUUGCGGGAGGAGAACCGAGCACUCAGCCGCCGCAUCGCUUCCCUUCAGGAGGACCUCAAGCAGUCUCAUUCUCUCGACGCACGACAGGUACAUCUUUGGCAGGAGAGGGGCGAGGAAACGCGUUACAAGCUCUUUGAAGCCUACAGUGAUUCUGAGAGAUCCAACAAAGAGAAAGACCACCUUCGGCGUCAGGUCCAGGAGGCUGAUAGGCGGUGUCAGGAAAUGGUAACAUCGAUGAAACUUUUGCAGGGACAGGUGCAGACGCUGGAAGAGGAGGUAACAGCGGCGACAGAGGCCAGGGCUGAGGCGGAGCGACGGGUGGCGGAGACACAGAGGAAGAACUUGAAUCUUCAGGAGACUCUUUCGGCUCAGGAAACAAGUGAGAGUGUGGAAAGACUGGGUCGCCAGCUGGAGGAUACAGUGGCAGCCUUGACAAAGGCUAGAGAAGAGGCUCAUUCCAAGGCGGAGCAGCUUCGACAAGUAAAGCAGGAUGUUACCCAGCUUUCUGAUGCCCUUGCCUAUGAGAAGGAGCUGAACACCAAUUUGCAUGACCAGAUGGAAGUGCUAAUGAAGGUGGCUGGUAAUCAUGAAUAUAAAUCCUCUGAACAACAACAGGAGAUACGAAAGAUCAUCAGGGACUCGAUGCAGAAAGAUCGCCAGAUAUCAACACUAGAAACCCAAGUAGAAGCCCUCAAGAUUCAAAUAAAUGCACUGGAGGAUCUCGUUUCCAGUGAACGGAAGGAAGUGUUGUCACUUAAGGAAGCGUUGUCCAAGGAGUCAAAGUUAUUACACCAGACGAGGAAUAAGCUAGAUGUAGCCAGGAAAGAAGCCUCGCGAGGGGAAGAACAACUGAGUGGCUUGAGAAAGGACCUCCAACAUGCCCAAGACAAGGUCACCCGACAGGAGCAGCGAAUCAAAGAGAUGGAGAGUGAGCGUGAAGCUGAAGUGGCAGCCGUGGCUGAGCGGCUCACUGCAGCCCACGAAGCUAGUGUCCGGAGGUUAGAGGAGAGCUUAGUGACCUACUCCCGACUGCAAGCCCGGGAAGAAUUCCAGGUCGAAAACCUAGAAGAAUCCGUGAGGGAUAUGGGAGGACGUCUCGCCGAGUCGGAGCUCCGAGCCAAGGAGUUCGAGAGAGAGAGGGAGAUCCUCAGCAGGGGCCUCCGUCAGGAACAGGGGCGUCGGGAGGAUGAUAGCCAGGAAUACCAAAGGCAGAUCAGGAGACUUACUGAAGAAAUGACUCUACUGAAGGCACGACUCGAAGGCGUUCAGGAAGAGACUUUGACUUGGCAGCGUCACUGUGAAGACUUGGAGGAGCGCCACCAGCAGUCAGACGGCAGCAGUAGCAUACAUCCGCAGUUCCAGAAAGUUCAAUGUCAGGUGGAGAGCCUGCGAGAAGCUUUGUUAACAGCGAAAAUGGAAACCAGGAAAGCCGAGGAGGAGAGGAGCCACGCCCAUGAACAGGUCCUGAGUUUGAUCAGGGAAUGCAACACACUCGAGGAACAGAUCCAUCGCCUAACCAAGGAGAAAUGCCGAUUACAAGAGCAACUCUCAUGCAAAGAAUCGGACAUGGUACUCCUUGAGAGGGACAAUACCACUGCCUUCUCCAAAGAAGAACUGACUCGUUCAGCAGAAAGAAUUGCAGAGUUGGAGAAAGAACUCACACUAGCAAAGAGUGGAGCUUGUAAUAGCAAAAUGACCCUUGAAGGAAAUGAAAUGAAGUAUGUUCGUCAACAGCUAGAGGAGGCUCAGCUAGAAAUUCAUAGACUCAAAGAAUCCAAAUACAAUGACUUUGGCACAGAAGGCAUUAAAUGGAGCGAGAAAAUUUCCUCAUUGCAAGACGAAGUCUCAGUGGUUACUAGGCAGCUCAAAGAAACAGAACACCGGGAGGCUCUUCUUAAAGAUCAAAUAUAUGUACAAAACCUGAGCUCUUGUGGAAGUAGUGGCGAGAUAAUGGUGAGCCAACUUCGAAGCGAGAUUGCCUCUGCUCGAAAGGAGAGCAGUGAGGCCCGACGUAUGUUACUGGAACGUGAGAGUCAGAGUCGCAUGUCUCAGCUGAAGAUUGAAACUCUACAAAAAAUGCUUCAGGACAGACAACAUGAAGUUACUGGACUAGAGGAGAAGCUAUCAGAAUCGCAGUCAGAAGCCCACCGCUUUGAAACUGAAGUUGCUCAUUUGAGAACUCGGGUGGCCACCCUCUCUACGCAACUCGAGCACGCCCAGUCUCACAAUAAGUCUGUCAGCAGUAAUGGUCACAUGCUCACUCAUUCUGAGAAGGUUGAAUCACUUGAGAAUGAAGUGUCACGUCUGGAAGGAGAACUGGCUGCUAAGACUGAGGAACUCAAUCAGCUGCUUGAGAAGGAGAAACGUCAUGUUGCAAAAGUACGAGAUCUAGAACAGGAGAUUGCAAGGAUAAUGAAGGCAAGAGAUGAAGCUAAUCGUAAGGAAGGACUUGAGGUUGUGAGUCUUGAGGGAUCCCUUGCAGAAUCUAUGGAGUCCACAGAAGCCACCAAGUCCUUGGAGAAGAUGUGGGAAACACAGCUGGCCAGCAUACAACAGGAGGUUUCGCGCCUUUUGUGUGAGACCACUCAGCUUAAGGAGUGCAACCUUGCCCUUCACAACCAAUUAUCAUCUAGUCAAAGGGAUAGUGAUCACCUUCGAAGUGAAAUUCAGUCCAAAGACUCUCAAGUAGAAGAACUCCAGAAUGCCAGAGAUUUGUUGGCCAAUGAUGCUCAGGUGGUUGUUGCAGCUGUGAAACAGUGGCUCCAUGAACAAAAAACAGCCAACUCAAAGCUUGCAGGAAAACUGCAUCAGCAGAAUAAGCACAUACUUCAUCUGAACACAGAAAAACAAUUUCUGGCUGAACGUAAUACCAGUUUACAGAGGAUUAACCAUGAACUUUCAUUGCAACUGCAUGACCUCCGAGCACGUCUAGGACUGCCCCUCAUCACUUCACCUGAAAAGAUGAACAGCAAGACUACAGGACUCUUAUCACCGCGCUUGUUGUCUCCGUUGGGCGGAGUCGGAGGUGGGGGUUCCUCAAGGGUCGUAUCCACUUCCCCACCGUUAGAUGCAGUUUUGGGACCAUCCUCAGAGAGCAUCUUUGGACACUCUGUUUUCAGCGACAAAUUUGAAGACGGUUUCAGCACUUGCUCCUCCGAGGGUAGUAGUGGUGGUGGUUGUCACGUGCCUGGGCCUGACCUACCUGGGGCAUUGCAGCUUGAACGGUUGGCACACCUUGCUGACUCACUCCUUUUAGCAUCAAGGAGCAUCACCAGAAGUUCAAACAUUUUGCAAGGUCAUCACUCCAACAGAAUGACCUCCGCAACAUCUUUGGGUGACCUUACAUCUCCAAGUGACUUGAGCAGUCCUAGCUGGAGGUCGUCUCUUAGAAACGCGAAGAGAACCUCCUCCUCCGUAGGAAACCUCUCACUUCUGAGUCCCAUCGACUAUAAAGACAAGCCAUGCAGUCCCGGUAACAAGUUCAACUAUCGAUUCGGCGACACAGCGAAUGUUUUCUCCUUCGGAGCGAAGAGCAACGCAAAAGGGAGUGAUUUUAUCCUAGCACCUCCAGUUCGUGAGAGGAAACUCUCUCUCCGGCUUUUCAACACUCACAGCAUUGAGGAAGGCGAAGAAGAAGAUGGAAGCUCAACUCUACGUUCUGAAGACGGCCUCCAGAGCACCGCAGUUCCUCCUCAUGAACAAACUACUCCUAAGCAGUCGCAUUCGUCCUCCACGGAUCAGGAAUUCCACUCGUUGCCCCCAGAUAUUAGCUCUGAAGAGUGCUCGCGCUUACCUCAGUCCCCAAGGUCAGCCAAGACUAUGGAAGUUGCCCGCCGUGCCUCCUUGGGAGAAUCAUCUGCAUAGCAGAUGAUGAAAGCGAAACAUUGAGUUACUAUUUCUCUUUGUCAUUAAAUUGUAUCUUCAGUUUUUUUCAUGGAUUAUCUGAUAACUCUCUUUUUUUAACUUUCAUAUAGUACAGUCAUUACUAUAAUGGGAAUAUCACUGAAUCUGUUCUAUGAUAGAGUUAAACUGGCAUUUUUGAUUGGGUACUUUUUUAAGAACUUAAAUUCCAGUGAAUGUAUAUUUAAAUGUACAGAAUAUUUAUGAAUCUGUAAAAAUUAUACAUAAUGUAUUUUAUUUAUUGCUGAAUACUGCUAAACAAGAAAUAUUUUCAAGUAGAGAUUAUGGUACAAAGUAUGGCAGCCUUUCUGACGAUACAAAAGGCAUGAAAUGUUAAAGUGUAGCCUCAGUGUAGAGUUUGCUGUAUAUUUUUAUAUUAAAGGAAUUAUUUGAUUAUUCUAAUUAUAGAUAUUAUGGUUUGUAAAAGCGUAAUGGGCGGAUUUUAGAAAAUUACUACUAUCUUUGAAAUGCUUCAGGCAAUAUAAGUUUAAGAUUUCUCAGAGGUGGUACAUUUAUUGUACUCUGCAUGGAUCCUUAUCGUUUGGGCAUCCCAGUUAAAUUAAUGUCUUUACAGAGUAUUCAUUAUUCUGUCAUUGAUUUUAUUUCGCAGUCUUAUGUCACUGACAUUGUCCAUGAAAAAAUUUUGAUGUACAAUAAUCUGAUCUGCUUUGAUUCGGGGAACAAGACCUAUAGUAACUUGAACUUCCUGUAGCUUUACCUUGUAUGCCUGGUCAGUGCAACCUAGGUUAGGGUAGUUUAGGAAAGUAUAGGAUAGAAUAGGUAUGGUAGGUUAGGUUUGUAUAGUGUAGUACUGGAGUAGGUGCAGUAGAGGUGAAAGUUUGCAAUAGCAGUCACGUUUAGAGUCUUGUUACCUCUUGUUUUUCACAUUUUUCAGUUUAGUUUGUUUAGAAAUGAGAUAUUAUGACAUAUGAAUAACUGUGAUGCCUCACAUCAGUACAGAGCUUGGAGAAUGCCCAAACAAUGGUCAGUAUCAGUGUCAGUUUCAGUGUAGAUAGGGUAGUUUAGGAUAUUGUAGGUUAGAAUAGAGUAGGAUAGGUAGAGUAGUUAGAUAGUGAACUGAUUAGUAUUUUCUGAUACAUACAAUUAUUUGUGGCAUUCUUUUGAGCCUAGUCAAAUUCAUUUACCAAAUAGCAAACUCAGCAACUGAAAUGAAUUUCCCAAAAUUAGUUGGAAGUCUCUGGUUGUCAUGAAAGCUGUCAUCACUUCGGCCAGAUACUUGAUUAUUACUAAUGAAAUACAUUACUCUUCACGAAGUACAAUUGUGUACGUACAUAUUUACAAAACCAAUAUAGGCGAGGGACCAUUCAUACUGGACGUUUGGAGCAUGGUGUUUCUAAAUUGA